This is a messenger RNA of Saprolegnia parasitica CBS 223.65, 1881 nucleotides long. RefSeq lists its product as hypothetical. Gene Ontology annotation, cellular component: cytoplasm; nucleus; elongator holoenzyme complex. The transcript has 2 exons. Gene Ontology annotation, molecular function: iron-sulfur cluster binding; acyltransferase activity, transferring groups other than amino-acyl groups. NCBI's taxonomy places the organism in Eukaryota, Oomycota, Saprolegniomycetes, Saprolegniales, Saprolegniaceae. The record is from RefSeq and is a predicted model, not a curated record. Gene Ontology annotation, biological process: tRNA wobble base 5-methoxycarbonylmethyl-2-thiouridinylation. Bases 1 to 1881 code for a protein of 626 amino acids.
AUGGCCGACAGCUUGGACAUGGACGCGGAAGCGCUGGCGCGCGACGCCAAGAAGCGCGAGAACGACCCGAACACAUACAAGCGCAGUGGCGGCCGCGACGACCCGAUCAACAGCCUCGAAGACAUCUACCGCCAGUACGACGAGCUCAUCCCGGCGGACGAGUGGCCCAAGUUCGAGGCCAUGACCAAGUUUGUCGUCGAGGCCAACCCGCAGACGCCCCGCGCGCUCGAGAAGACGUUCAUCUUGCUGCGCCGGCAGUACAAGACGCUUCCGAAGAAGUCGCAGAUCAAGUUCGUCUACAACGCACUCGUCAAGCGCGGCGAGGCGCCGCCGCACCUCGAGAUUGACAACCUCCUCGUCAAGAAGGCCGGGAAGAGCCAGAGUGGCGUCCUUGUUGUGACGGUGCUCACGAGCCCGUACCCGCACGGCCAAAAGUUUAGCUGCCAAUGGAACUGCUACUACUGCCCGAACGAACCGGACCAGCCGCGGUCGUAUCUCCACGACGAGCCGAGCGUGCUGCGCGCGAACCGCAACUCGUUCGAUCCGGUGCUGCAGUUUUGCGACCGCUGCGUGACGCUGGCGCUGAACGGCCACCCGGUCGACAAGAUUGAGCUGCUCGUGCUCGGGGGUACAUGGGCGUCGUACCCUGUCUCGUACCAGGAAGAGCUCAUCCGCGAUCUCUUCUAUGCAGCCAACACGUUCCACGACCGUGUCAAGCGCGAUCGCAAGUCGCUGGACGAAGAAAAGAAAGAGAACGAGACAACGUCGGUCAAGAUCAUUGGCAUCACGCUCGAGACGCGACCGGACUGCAUCACGCCGGACGAGCUCCGGCGCUUCCGGCGCUUUGGCUGCACGCGCGUCCAGCUCGGCAUCCAGCACACGGACGAGGGUAUUUUGAAAAAGAUCAACCGCGGGUGUACGACGACCGAUGCGAAGCGCGCGAUGAAGCUCCUGCGCGACUGCGGCUACAAGACCGACAUCCAUCUCAUGCCCAACCUCCCGGGCAGCUCGGUCGAGCUGGACCGCGCGAUGUUCGAGUACGUCUUGCACUCGCCCGACUUGCAGGCCGACCAGUGGAAGAUUUACCCGUGCGAAGUGACGCCGUGGACUGUCAUCAAGCGCUGGUACGACGCUGGCGAAUACGUGCCGUACUCGGACCACGAGCUCAUGGCGCUCCUCAUGGACAUCAAGGCGCAGGUGCAUCCGUGGAUCCGGCUCAACCGCGUCAUCCGCGACAUUCCGUCGCAGUACAUUCUCGGUGGCGUCGACGAGCCCAACUUGCGCCAAGUGAUUCUGAAGCGCAUGGAGCAGGCCGGCCGCACGUGCCGCUGCAUCCGGUGCCGCGAAAUCAAGAGCGACGCGCGCGCGGCGACCAAGGCGAUCCUCAUCACGCGCACGUACGAAGCCAACGACGGCACCGAGUACUUUCUCAGCUUUGAGACCCCGGACGAGUCGACCAUUUGCGGGUUUUGCCGUCUUCGCCUCUCGCCGACGGCCGGCGCGGGGGUCUUUCCGGAGCUCGAAGGCUGCGCGCUCGUGCGCGAGCUCCACGUCUACGGGCAGCUCGUGGCCGUUAACAGCGGCGACAAGUCCAAGCCGCAGCACAUCGGCUUUGGCACGCAGCUCAUGCUCAAGGCCGAAGAGAUUGCGCGCGCACAAGGCUACACCAAGAUGGCUGUCAUUGCCGGCGUCGGCGUCCGCAACUUUUACCGCAAGCUCGGGUUUGAGGUCGAGGGCGAGGGCGAGCUCAUGACCAAGCAGAUUCCGCCGGCGCCGGGCCUCCGCGUCUUUGGGAAAACGCUCGACACGCGCGUGGCGCUGGCGGCGGCAACGGUCGCGCUGGCUGUCGGUGUCGCGUUCGUGCUCAAGAAGCGCUCGUAA